AUGCUGAUUAAAAGAAGUACUGCACUUUUGUGGGACCGCGAGUUAGCCAUGAGAAUCGCCCAGAGUGAGGCGGAGCUUAUCACAGAGGAGGGACAGCUGGACCCGAGUCUGCGCAGGGGGGCGCAGGUGCAGGCCACAAAGGCGACUGCUGGUGUGAAAAAGUACGACCUGAGCAAGUGGAAGUACGCAGAGCUCCGAGACGUCAUCAAUACUUCAUGUGACAUUGAGCUGCUGGCUGCAUGCAGAGAGGAGUUCCACCGGCGUCUGAAGGUGUAUCACGCCUGGAAAGCCAAAAACAAGAAACGCACUGAUGAUGACAGCAACCAAAGAGCUCCCAAAUCUGUCACAGACUAUGCUGAACAGAAUCCAGCUCCUCCAGCCGCUCAGCAUCAGGAGGUGGCCAUGAACAGACAGCAGAGGUACUUCCGCAUCCCCUUCAUUCGGCCCGCAGACCAGUACAAAGACCCCCAGAACAAGAAGAAGGGCUGGUGGUACGCACACUUUGACGGGCCCUGGAUCGCACGCCAGGUGGAGCUGCACCCUGACAAGAGACCCAUAGUCCUGGUCGCAGGGAAAGACGAUAUGGAGAUGUGUGAGCUGAGUCUGGAGGAGACAGGACUGACCAGGAAGAGAGGAGCCGAGAUCCUGCCACGACAGUUUGAGGAGAUCUGGGAACGCUGUGAUGGAAUUCAGUACCUUAAAAAGGCCAUUGAGAACAAGCAGGCACGGCCCACAUACGCUACAGCCAUGCUUCAGAGCAUGCUCAAGUAAUGCACCUGCCCUGGGCCCUCUACUGCCCCCUACAGCACGUUUUUCAUAAUGUCAUUUUUAUCACUGAUGUUGUUUUGCUCUUCAUGGCCUUAACUAUGUUCUGUUUUUGUUUUGUUUUUUACCUUAAGUUAGUGUGGCCUUUAGUCUGUUAAGAUUUAAGAACAAUCAAGAAGUGAAAACAAUCCAUAUUUCUGAGUACAAAAUAUAGAUGCUUAUGAAAUAUCAAAUGAAGUAAUUAUUUACUUUUUUCAGUUCAAAACUUAAAAGGAGACAGAUAACAGACUAAACCUUAUAUAUUCAAUUUUUAAUAUUUAUUUUAAUAAUUUGUUGCCAUGCAUUAGACAAUUCCACUGUACAACCCUCACAAAUGGAUGUUGUACUUUCCAUGUAGAACUGUUUUGUAGAAGAUUAUUGCAGUUAUGAUUUGCAGUUUUGUGAAUUUCGUGUUCUUCAAUACCAGUGGAUGAGUGUGUGUAUUGUUAAGCAGGAUGUUUAUAAACCUUUUGUUCUUCUGUUUCAUGAUGGCCUUCACUCACCAAGAGAAAAUAAACCCUCAAGACAGGCUCUUGGCUUAUUUACUGUGUUUCAAAUGGUACUGUAUUAUGUAGUCACACACACACAAGGCUACCAAAAUGACAAUACAAGUAUGUUUGAUUUUAAUUUAUUUAAUGGAUUUUAACAUUUUCAUUUUA
This is a messenger RNA of Boleophthalmus pectinirostris (great blue-spotted mudskipper), 1463 nucleotides long. Its product is annotated as unconventional myosin-VI-like. The record is from RefSeq and is a predicted model, not a curated record. Lineage: Eukaryota; Metazoa; Chordata; Actinopteri; Gobiiformes; Gobiidae. The transcript has 5 exons. Bases 1 to 771 code for a protein of 256 amino acids.